This is a messenger RNA of Bombus impatiens (common eastern bumble bee), 8681 nucleotides long. RefSeq lists its product as uncharacterized. The transcript has 8 exons. Gene Ontology annotation, molecular function: tRNA binding; S-adenosylmethionine-dependent methyltransferase activity. The record is from RefSeq and is a predicted model, not a curated record. The coding region runs from base 1639 to 5460 and encodes 1273 amino acids. Lineage: Eukaryota; Metazoa; Arthropoda; Insecta; Hymenoptera; Apidae. Gene Ontology annotation, cellular component: cytoplasm; nucleus. Gene Ontology annotation, biological process: tRNA wobble uridine modification.
AAAAAGAAUGAAAAAAGACAAAAGAUUGUAGGGUGAGGAUGAGUUAUAAAAAGAAGGAAAUAUGAAAAGAUUAAGUAGAAGCGACCGUAGUAAAAAUAAGUGGAUUCUAGAGGGAGAAGAUGCUGUGAAAAGAAGGAGGCAAUUGUAAUAGAAGAUAAAAGAUCGUAGAGGAGCCGUGGCAAACUUAUGAUUUAGUAGAAUACUAGUGAAAGAAACGCGAAGAUUGAAAUAAAAGGGGACUUCGAAGAUGAAACGGAGCAAAAUGAGAAGGGAAUCCAUAAAGUGUAAUAAAGAAGCGCGGGGAUUAAAGAGAAGAGUUUUUAGUUGAUGAAAUGAUAUCAUACGUGUUCAAUAAGGACACCGUUGAGUUGGAUAAAAAUCGGAUUAGAUUUUUUACUUGCUUGGAUAAGAAUUUAUCUCUGUUCGAUUUUAGAAUCGAGAAGUUGUUUGAUGUUUAAUGACAUCUGUUCGUCGAACUGUCGACCGAAUCAGCGGAUGGGUCUGUUUGAACGUUCCACAGACUUUGAUCGAUGUGCAGACAGUAAAAUGCGAAUUUAUCGGUACGCGAUAAGGAGAUGAAAAUACUCGAUGUUGAUCAAAUAUCGGGAUGUUUGUAUCGAACUUUUGUAAAUAGUGGAUUCUUACGAUAAUUACAUUAGAUUAGUGACGAACCUCUGACGAAGAUUUUACUGAACAUUUAAAAUAUUGGAUGAAUGGAAACGCAGACCAAUUAAAAAUCGUCUGAAAGAUGAUUAUCUUUUAAUUUAAACCUUAACUUUAAAAAAAAAGAAAAAAGAAUUGUUAGGAUCAUGAAUUUAGUAUCAACUAUGAAACAAUUACGAACUAUUUCAUUUAUAAAAAGCCGUUAACGAAGAUUCCAUUAAACGUUUAAAGGAUCAAAGGACGCGAUAUCAGCGUGUCUUCGAUCGAUUUAUUUUCUCUAAAGCGCAUGAAAAGGAAAGAAAAAUUCACGAAAUUUAUAAAGAGUUAACUGAACAUUCGUAACACCAAAGCCCCUUUAAAAAUCGAUUCAAAGUCGUGAAAAAUCUAUUAAAGAAAGGUCGCUAAUUCCAAGCGAUCAUUCGUUGCAGGUGCUAAAACAUAGGAUAAAAGAAAAGAAGAAAAUACGCGAGAUUAAGAACAAUAGAAUUUUUCGAAGAAAGAAGAUUUUCAAAACGAUCGCCUACUCAUCGAUGGGGAAGAGCGUCGUCGACCUGAUGAUGUUCCUGGACGUCUGCCAGCUGUACCUUCAAACGAAACGGAAGUCGCGGAACUUGUGCACGCUUUGGGCCAUCGUCACGUUCAUUCGCACGGAAGACACCGGUGAAUUUCUACGUUGGUGCCGAGCGUACACAGUUCCUUAUCUACGUUACAGGGACAACUAUGUCAGUUCUAGCGCCAAAGAAAAGCAGAGGGUCGAUAAACUGAUUCUGAAGGUUCUGCAAGAGUUGUUCUAUUGCGGAUGCAUACCACCAUCCGAUAUCGGUCUAUGAAUGAAACUUUCUCACACAUAUUUAUAAAAAUGUUCUACCGUACAUGGUGGAUUAUUUUAACGAAGAUUUUCCUGCUCGGUAUCUUCUUCUUGGAGAUUUUCGCGGACACGCGUGUGGAUGAGGGUAAACCAUCUUAGCGAGAGGGAUGUCUGAAAGCGACGGAGAGCAAGUAGCUCGGUCGGUGGCCUUGGAGCAAGCCUACGUCCACGAAGUUUACGAGCAAUGCGCCGAAAAAACGGUCCAGAGUCGACACUGGCCACGAAUCUAUCAAUUUCUCGAAGAAUUGGAGCCGGGAGCCCUUGUUUGCGAUAUUGGUUGUGGCAACGGGAAGUACCUGAACGUUAAUCACAGCAUCUUUAAGGUAGGAGUGGACCGGUGCAAGCGUUUCACGGAUAUCGCGCGUGAGAAGGAAAAUGAGGUAUUGAUCUGCGAUAAUCUAGCUCUGCCGUUUCGAGAUGAGAGUUUCGACGCGGUCCUCUCGAUCGCCGUGGUGCAUCACUUUGCCACAACAGAGAGGCGGGUUCACGCGUUGAAAGAACUCGCAAGAGUAUUGCGGAUCGGCGGUCGACUGGUUAUAUCGGUAUGGGCUAUGGAACAAAAACACAGGAGGUUCGAGUCUCAAGACGUGUUGGUACCAUGGCCGAAAGCUUACUGCAUGAACUCGGUGACAAAUAGGUCGAAACGUUCGAGCGCGCCACACGCCACUGAAUUAUAUUACAAUCAGAACGCUCAAAAAUUCCCAUCUUCCAAAAGGAACAGCCAACGAAAAUGCAAAAGCAAGAGCUAUUGGAUCGACCCGAUAUUCAGCCCAUCACCGUCAACCAGCAGUCUAUCCAGCCCGAACGAGACCUGCUACAGUUUUUUCCGUCGCGCUUUGCAGAAAUUAGCAGGAAGUAGACGUGGAUCUGGCAAUCGACCUUGGUUUCUUGACAGUUGGCAGAGUGGCAGUGGGAAGAAUCGCAAAGACUACGAGCAAGAAGAACCACCGGACGUGGACGAACUGCCCAUCGAGUUACGCCGCGUAGAGGAUGUUAACGUGACAUUGAACAAACAGUCAGACUCUCUGAGUAUUAAAUCUAAGAGUCUGGGUGAUAUUUUGGAGAUUCAGCGACUGGACCUUGUACGAUCUAGAUCCAGUAUUCCUGGUUUGUGCUCCGUGUUGACGUCCGAAUUGAAUUUGGACGGGGAAUCGAGGACGUCAUCGUCGAUGAGUGGCUCGAAGCCACGGCUAGUCAAGCAGAAGACUCACCUCGUGGACGACACCGGUUUGGAACAUCCUGAUAACACUGCCAUUCAAGAAAUAUCUAAGGACAUUCCAGACUUUCAGAUAACACCUGGUCAUAAUUCGAAGCGGGGAAGCAUCCUGAAACAGAGCUCGAUGAACGAGGAACUAAUGUCUAUCGAUAGGCUAGAAGAGAAAGAAAGGGUACGAAGGAACAUAAUGAAACAGGCGUCCCUGAACGAGGACAUUAUCUGCAAAGGGAAAACCUUCGAAUCCCUUAGAGACUCCCUCUAUUCCGUAAACGCGACAAAGAGAUUUCAACUAUUGAAAAGUGGCCUUACGAACAAGAUUAAACAAUCCACGACUAACAUCGAGGUAUCCGGUAUAUCGAUCAAGAACGGAUUCGUGAAGAUCUUACAAGGAUGGAAAUCCACGGAAAAUGAAACGAAUACAACUAAUACAUCGACCGACGAAGCGUCUAAGAUGAUGUACAAUGACUCGAAGGUUCAGUCUAUAACUGUGCCGAAAAGAGAGACAGAAGUGAUCGAAAGGCGUUUGUCUCGCGAGGACGGUUCGGAUUCGUCGAAAGACAGUAGUUUGCAAAGCGACACAAGCGUCGAUUCCGAGGAUAGUUUCGCAUCCGUGAUUUACGUGCCAAAGCAGGACGCACAGCCAACGAUAGAGGCUAUUAUUCCAGCCUCCAGUGGUCAUCAGCUGGGAAGCAUCUCAGCGCCCCCUUCACCACGCGUCAAACAUCCUCCUGAUACAUCUAACUCAAGAUUGAAGGUCAUUACCAUAUCCCCAUUGCUCAAACAGUUCUCAGCUACUAGCAAGUCUCUACCUCCACCUAGUCCACCUGGCCUAUCCCCUUGUACUUUAAACCCCGUAUUUAGCAGGCCAUUCUUUGGUUCAACCACAGUCGCCAACCAGCAACAGGUAUCUGGAGACAAUACUGUUAACACAAAGAGGACGGAGGUUUUGAACAAUGGCUGUCAUCAAACAAUCAAUGGAGACUUGCAGGGUAAUAAAAGGAAUAUCGAAAGUGAGAUUUGUGGGAGGACUAAUUUCUGCGAAGAGAAGAAACCUAGCUUGCAAUCUAUACGCGCUUAUAGAUCUAUGACUGAGAGUGUGGAGAUUGAGGAACCGAAAACUGACAAGGACACUGCUCCACUUUUAUCUACCGUGGAUGAUAGUCCUGACGUGUCGUUGCACGAGAAAAGUACCUUUGAAGUCAAUAAGGAGGAAGAGAAUCGUAAGGCCAGACUAAAUCAGAUCAAGGAAUUGCUGAAACAGAAGCCUGAUUUUGCAACUCGAACCAAACCGUCGUUUCCUCUGGUUAGAAGAGCUUCGACGACAGCUAGUGGUCGUUUGGAGGCUGUUACCAAAGUUCUACCACGGUUGCUUUCGUUGGAAUUAUUCAAUCCUGAGACUGAUGAUCUGGAUAGCGAUUCCAGUGGAGUGUCGUCGCCGGAUUCGGUAGGUUCUGUGAUUAGCGUAAUCUCUGAUGAGAAAUACAUGGCUAAGAAGGAUAAUACUAAGUCAGAGUGUACCGAAUCCGAAGUGCUAGAUAGCUCGGCUGAAAACGUGUCUGAUCCCAGUGAUGCGACAGCUGACGAAUCAUCAGGGUACGUGGCUGAUUCCAAGGAGGAUGAAACGAAGACAACAGGAGACAGUAGUUCGUCUCAGUCUUCUAGACUUCUAGAAGCUGCAGCUAACGUCGCCAAUUCUCUGGAGGAUACUGUGGAGACGGUCAUCACAAAAACGCACACUAAAUCGUACUCGACGCAAAUAGCACAACAGGAAAGCGUUGAAAGUUCAGCUAGUAGCGAAACAAGAGUCAGAACGAAGUCGGAUAUUCAAUUGCCAAAAGUGGAGGAUACGUGGAACGAAGAAUGUCGCAAGCAUCUGAUAGACUUUACCGAAAAGCUUAGUGAAAACUUGAUGCAUGAGUUGGACGAAAACAAGAACGAUCAGAAGAUUUUAGAUAAACCAUUCCUAUCGAGGAAAGACUUGGACAAACGCAACUUUGAACACCUACCUCCUUACGACAUUCCAUCGUCGAUAUCUACCAAGUCGAAAUACAACGAUUUAUCCAACACGAUCGCAUGGCUGAGUAACACCAAUAAUGGUUUCCAUGAAGAAAUGCAUAGGAGCACUUCAGACGACAUAAUGGAUUUCGUGAUGGUCUCCAAUACCGGGGAAUUCAUGAACGAGAAAGACACAUCCUCUUUGGACAAACAAUCUUCGGAGAAACCUUAUCUAAGAAGUGCAAACUCCAUAGAGUCUAGCGAUAUUGGCGAGUCCAUCGAUAAUACGAUCAGUUUCAGCGACGGAAGCCACGCGGAGUCCACUGGACGAUUGUGCAGCAGCAUGAUGUCGCUAUUAUCAAACACCAACGAAUACCCUAAAUCAUACGCUGAGAAACGAAGACUCCAAUUACAAAGGAGGUCCGCCUCCGAGGAGACGCCACCUAGGUAUCCAGACAAUAGCAAACGCAGCACCGAUUGUCUGGUAACCACGACAGGAAGUAACGAUUCCCUGACCGGAUCAUCGUCCCAGGAAUCUUUACCGUCCGAUCGCGGAGGUGGCGCCAUUACUUAUCAUCAGUACUAUCACGUGUUCAGGGAGGGCGAGCUGGACCAACUGAUCAACAAAUACGUGGAGAACUUGCAUAUUAUCUCGUCUUACUAUGAUCACGCGAGCUGGUGCAUCGUCGCGGAAAAGGUGCAGGUCUGGACUAUAUGACUCGAGGCGGACGCCCCUGUCCCGUUUUCACGCGGAGCGUCGCGCCUCGUGCGUCGCCACGCCGCCGGUUAGAUCGCUUAUCGGGCAAGGAUAAUCAGUUCGUGAAGCUCGCUGAAACUUCGUGAAAUGCUUCUCGAUUCAUUUUACGCGGGCACACGCGUUACGAUGAAGAGUAGGCUAAUUUCUUUAUUAUUAAAAGCAAGAGGUAUGGUUGGUAGCUAAUGAAAAUACGUAUACAAUAUUUAAAUGAAUUUAUUAUCGCUUUUCUUAUUGUUUAGGUCGAAAGUGAUUACAUUAGCUAGCCAUGAGUUAUGGUCGAGUCCAGAUAAGCGAGUCAGAAGUAUAUUAGAAUUUUAAAAUUGAUUUGGAAGACUAUGAGAAGACUGGAUUUUAACCAAAAGAAACAAAGUAUAACUUCUAAGCACAGAUUUUUGUUUCGGCCAGUUAAUCUAUUUUUCAUCUCAAAUCUUACUCCUAUCGAAGCAUUGUGUAUGACUUACAUUGAAGAAGAGUAUUUUGCUAUUUCGAAGUUAAAGUUAAUUAUAUGAUGAAUUCUAUUGAUCUGCAAUUGAUACCAUUAGCUAUCUACCAGAAACAAGAGAGGUUAGGGCAAGAUGUUAGAUAAAGCGAGUUAUAAAAGAUUUGGAACGAGGUGUAAAUAUGUAAAAUAAAAAGAAAAAAAGAUACGUUUCCGACGUAAGCGCACAGAUCGGUAAACAAAGGAUAAUUCAUCAGAUAAGCAACACUACUAGAAUAGCGAUUUGUAUCAUUCGUCUAAGUGCUUGACCAAAUGUUUCUUCUUUACUUGUCGGUUCAUUGUUUUAUCAUUGGAAAAAAAGCCUCCAUUCUAGUCUCGAGUUUCGAUUACGUGAUAAUAUGUAGCUUUAGUUUAAGAGUUAGAUCUGUGGUUCCUAAUCUUUUCAUCGUUCAACUCGUCGGCCACUUGUGAUCAUUCUCCCAUAAAAACGGACGCUAUCUUUUCCGUUGCAUUCUAUCUCUAUAGUUCGACUAUAAUUCCAUUGUAGGCAGCAGCGUUGCUGUUAUCUCUUGAUUUAUCUCUGAUCAUCCUUCUCUCUAUUCAAUAUUGUUGUUUUUAGUAUGAUUUUAUUUAAUUUUUUGUAUAAGUUCUUUUUCCUAUAAUAUUAUGGUAAUAAAAGAUUCUAUUUAUUUCUUUUUAUAAAUAAAUUAAGUGUAACGUGUUUAGAGUUUUUUUAAUGCUAUUAUUUAUUGUCUUGUCAAUAUAAAAAGAGAAAGGUGAAACAACGGCGGUAGGGAGAACUGCCCGACCUUGAACAUACCAAGAACUGUUCUCUAGUAUAGUCAUUCAAUUUUCGUCACUCGUUCAGACGUGUAAUGUUACCAGGAAGUCUUUCGCUGAAUUUCAUCUGUCUACAAUUUCAUAGUUCGGCUAUUCUUUUUCCCCUAAGAAUGGCAUAAAAGAUACUUCUGUGACGGAACAUUUAAUUAUAGAAUGUAAUAAUAAGUAGGCGCGUUCUAGUAAGGUUAGGAAAAUGAAAUGCAAUUAUUCCGCCACGAUAGUAAUUCUUAUAUGUCGUUCUUAAUUUAAAAAUAAACAAAAAAAAAAAAAGAAAAAAAGAUAUGCGACAAUUGCAACAAUCAUGGGAGACUUUCUUUUUACAAUAACGUAAAUAAUGUAAAUAACGACGAUUCUCGUUUGACAAGUAUUUAAGUAUUCACUUCCAGGUAUAAGAAACGACGCUUCAAUAACGUUCAUUUGCCACGCAUGUCUCGUAGAUAGCGACAAGUUCGUAUUAUGAAAACCGAGAGUUUAGGGUAAUAAAUUGUAUAGGAACUGCUGUUCCAAAGUAAACGGAUGUUAUUGCGUUAUUACCACGAGGAAAUUCAGCUGACGAAACAGGAAGAUACGCUGCUUAAAGUUAUUGGAGAGUCAUCCACUUUGAUGCUUAGAAAGCUAUUGGACGUUUAGUGAAAAUCUGCGACUAUUAUGGGAACGGUAUUAUAAUUUCGUUGUCGCUAUUUACUUUAUUUUUGACACGUUAGAGAAGCCUAACUCUGUUUAAGACUGUUCUCGGGAACAAAUUAAUACCUUCAUUUUUGAAUUUAUAUAAAAUUAUAUAAUUUAUGUAAAUUAUUUUCAGGAAUGCUAUUACAUAUGAUAUUAAUGGUAUUACAGUGAAUUAAUUAGUUGUUUCAAACAUUUAAAAUAUGCAUAUAUCGAUCAUCGUGAUAUUUAAUAUCUUAAAUAUUACAAAAUGUAAAUAUUUAAAACGCAUGGUAAAAGUGAGACACCCUGUAUAUAGAAGCUAGUUCAAGAUCUUUUUGUGGAUAGGAUUGCUCCAAUUACUUCAAGCAAAAUGUUUACUCUUUAAAGUAACAGACUAUACAGAAAAGAUACGGUUUGUAAGUUUCAAUUGUAAACAAAUGAGAACAAAUUGGAUGAAUAUAUUCGAAAGUGAUAUUAAAGGAGAAACACGUGCAACAGAUGGUUCCGGUUCACUACAAUUUGAUAUCAAGAAAGUCUAAGAAUUUCGAUAAAAUUACGAGAAUUUAUCGUGAAUGAGAUGCUAAUUAUUAGAAAGUUACACAAAAUACAUACGUAGUUACUCAUCGAGAUUGAAAUCGAAUUUCGCUAAGGUGAAAUCUACUUUAUCGACAGAAGAUGUAAAAAAAUUGUAUAAAACAGGACCAAAGUUCAAAAUAUAGAAUACGUUUGUUAUUGGCAUCGUAAAUCGGAGUACAAAGUAUUGUAUGUUCAACAAAUAGAAGACUCUCCGACGACUUCGAAUUCACUAGAUUCAAAAGGGUAAAAAAAAAAAUGGGAAGCGAGAAACAUCUCGGAAUUCUGUGCAUUUGUAAUACCGCAAUAACUAUCGGACCAUUCGAAAAAGAAUAUACCACGAGAUAGCAGAACAACAGUUGACCCUUUAUUUAGGAAAAUUAGCGAAAUCUAACCUUCAUGAUUCCUUGCUUUUUCAAGGAUAUUCACGACGGGACACGACUUCUAGAAACCAAAAGAUUUUUCGCGACUUUUAGAGAAAAGUGUCGCGAAAGUUCAUCCAUAGAUGCGUUACAUUACGGAACAAUUAGUAAGGAACAAAUAAACGGGUUAAAAUAUCUCGACCCUACGAUACGACCGGACUGUAUAUUCCAUAUAUGCAUAUAUUUAAAAAAAACAGUACUGACUGCGAAAACCUUAUAGCUAAAAGGAACAAAAAAAAAAGAAGAGAAGAAAGAAAAAA